CUGUAACUGCCGGCCAUUUUGUUUCCGUGUAUUUAUACUGUAAAUACGUAUUGAAUUCUGGCGUAUAAUCUUGUAACGAUCCAGUGAGUCUUAUAAAUUAUUACUGUCUUUCCAUGCUUGGCUUUAGUUUUCCUCGAUUUGGCGCUGGAAAGAAAAUCGAUACAUUCGUCUAUUUCCUUCCCAAAAAUCAUGUUUGAUCAGAGAAAGAGAGAAAUACAUGAUGGAGUAAGACAGAAAGAGGGACCAGAGAGUCAAUAAAAGCCGCGCUGGCAACACCAGAUAACCGCUCAGCUUUUUGAAUGUGUCAAAUGAUGUCUGAUGAAAUAUAAUUCGAACAAUGAGUGUUACAAAGUCUAAAAAUAUUUUUAAAUUGAAGAACGCGAGAAAAAGUGAUAAUACGCCGGUGAAAUGGAACCCGAACAAAGUUCUUUUACAAGUUUUCAUUCUUGUCACAUGUCUCAAAAUACUUUUAAUUCCAUUAUAUCGUUCCACAGAUUUUGAAGUACAUCGUAACUGGCUGGCUAUAACGCACAGUUUACCAAUUCAAGAAUGGUAUACUAAUACUAGGUCACAAUGGACGUUAGAUUAUCCACCACUCUUUGCGUGGUUUGAAUACUUUCUUAGUCAUAUAGCGAAACUAAUUGAUCCUGAGAUGCUUAAACUGGAAAACCUCAAUUAUGCAUCUUCUGGUACUAUCUGCUUCCAAAGAGGUUCUGUUAUAUUCUUGGACCUGUUAUUUGCUUAUGGAGUGAGAGAAAUUGGGAAAGUAUUUUGCUCAUCCUUCGAUAGUUACGUUAUUUUUGUAAUUUUAUCAUUGUGCAACAUGGGAUUGCUAAUAGUGGAUCAUAUACAUUUCCAAUAUAAUGGAUUCCUACUUGGUAUUUUACUACUAGCUAUUGCGAAUGUAUCAAAAAUAAAUAACCAGAUCUCGAAUUUACAAGGAACAUUAUGGUUCGCUUUAUUAUUAAAUUUAAAACACAUUUAUUUAUACGUUGCUCCAGCCUUUAUAAUUUGGCUGUUGAAAUCAUAUUGCAUAAAUAGUAAUCACUUAUUUAAGCGUUUAUGUGCACUCGCGAGCAUAGUUUUAACUACUUUAAUGAUUUCAUUUGGACCAUUCGCAUCUCAAUUACCUCAGGUAUUAUCAAGAUUGUUCCCAUUUAAGAGAGGUCUGGUACACGCAUAUUGGGCCGCAAACGCAUGGGCUUUGUAUAUAGGCUUAGAUAAAGUAGCAGCACUUAUUUUAAGAAAAUUAGGUUGGAUAAAAACUAUGAAGACAGCAGUAAUGACUGGUGGUUUGGUACAGGAGCAAUCAUUAAUUGUAUUACCAACACCAACUCCAUUUGUAACAAUGUUACUAACAUUUAUUUCAAUAUUGCCGUCUUUGUACUACCUGUUUUUUAAAAGAGACUGUGACAAAAAUCCAAAACAAUUCGUACGUUGUCUAGUGCUUUGCGCCUUAUCGUCAUUCAUGUUUGGCUGGCAUGUACAUGAAAAAGCUAUUUUAACUGCCAUCAUUCCACUAUGUGUUCUGGCUGUAACGGACAAAACCGAUGCUAGAAUAUUUUUAAUUUUGAGCAGUGCUGGACACACUUCUCUUCUGCCACUACUUCAUCCAAACAAUUUAACUCCAUUAAAAUUAUUAGUACUUUUAACGUAUACGGUUGCGUCAUUUUUAGCUAUGUCGCGAAAGUUCAAGCAACGUUUGCUUUAUUAUCAUGAAACGAUGUACGUUGUUUUACUGCCAUUCUUAACAGUAUACGAAAGCAUAUUGCAUAAAAUAAUAUUUGGCAAUAAAUUACCGUUCUUGCCCCAAGCAAUCACUUCAAUAUAUUGUGCGGUAGGAGUGAGUUAUUGUUGGGUACUUUAUUAUUAUAUAUUCUUGCGGUAUAACGAAAAUAUUAAUGACCAAAGAAAGAAAAAGGAAUAACAACGUUCAUAUUCUAUAUUUAAAAU
Nomia melanderi (Alkali bee) is the source of this 1953-nucleotide messenger RNA. It is a transcript of the gene xit, whose product is annotated as ALG6/ALG8 family glucosyltransferase xit. The record is from RefSeq and is a predicted model, not a curated record. Gene Ontology annotation, cellular component: endoplasmic reticulum membrane. Lineage: Eukaryota; Metazoa; Arthropoda; Insecta; Hymenoptera; Halictidae. Gene Ontology annotation, biological process: dolichol-linked oligosaccharide biosynthetic process; protein N-linked glycosylation. Gene Ontology annotation, molecular function: dolichyl pyrophosphate Glc1Man9GlcNAc2 alpha-1,3-glucosyltransferase activity.